UGAUUUCUUAUUUUAUGAUAAUAUAUAUACACACACUAGUGGCAUUUCACUAUAGUCCAAAGAUAGAAAUAUGAAUCAUCUCAAGAAGGAAGCCAUGGCAGUCAAGCAAUCCUUGUUGAAGCUCCUCAUCCUCUUCUCCAUCAUCACCAUCUCCACAUCUGACGAAGAUGAUUGCGUGUAUUCCAUCUACGUGAGAACGAGCACGAUCAUCAAAGGCGGCACCGAUUCCAAGAUCGGCGCCACCUUCUACGACGCCGACGGCUACGGCAUCCGCAUCAACGACAUCGAGGCCUGGGGCGGCCUCAUGGGCCCGGGAUACGACUACUUCGAGCGGGGCAACCUCGACAUCUUCAGCGGCCGCGGGCCCUGCAUCCCGGGCCCCAUCUGCGCCCUCAACCUCACCUCCGACGGCACCGGUUCGGGCCACGGCUGGUACUGCAACUACGUCGAGGCCUCCUCCACCGGCGUCCACGAGGAAUGCUCCAAGAAGUACUUCGAGGUCGAGCAGUGGCUCGCCACCGACGCCGCGCCUCGCCAGCUCUACGCGUAUCGAAACCUCUGUUCGGGCUCUUCGGGCCGGGCCGGGCUUAUGAAGCGCGCCAUGGAUUUGCCCAAGGUGUCGGUCGUGUGAGUUGUCACGGGCUUUUUUGGGUCCGGGCCGAGGCCCAGUAUAAGCUUGCGUGGAUUGUAUAUUAAAAUUUUAGUUGGAAUAAAUGUGGGAGGAAUGGGACAUGAAGUCCCGGGCUUGGUAAAUAAUGCUAUUGUAUUAUUUCGGACAUGUUUGAUUGAAGUUGCAACAUUUGUGAGUUAAUAUUUUUACAUUUAAGUUGAA
Messenger RNA from Salvia hispanica, 832 nucleotides. RefSeq names its product PLAT domain-containing protein 3-like. Lineage: Eukaryota; Viridiplantae; Streptophyta; Magnoliopsida; Lamiales; Lamiaceae. Gene Ontology annotation, molecular function: protein binding. The record is from RefSeq and is a predicted model, not a curated record.